Paramecium pentaurelia is the source of this 1519-nucleotide messenger RNA. The record is from the annotation of a GenBank genome assembly. NCBI's taxonomy places the organism in Eukaryota, Ciliophora, Oligohymenophorea, Peniculida, Parameciidae.
AUGAAAACUAAUUUGAAUAAUUGGAAUCAUUAGUUGAUAAUAUCGAUAAUAGAUGAUGGUUUUGCUAUAGUGGAGAAUAAGAUUAAGGAAUUUCCAAAAGAUCUUAUAUGUUAUAGACAGUUUCCAUAUAGUGUGACAGACAAGAUGACUGAAAUUAAAUAUGAGGUAAACAAAAUUGAAGGUGGUGUUUCAUUUAGGUAUAAUUUCUUGAACACAUAGUUUUUAAAAGAUUUAAUUAACUGAGCAUGAUCUUUCAAUCUUAAUUGAUUCUCUUAAAUAAAAGAUCAAAGAACACUUAAAUAUUAUGAUUAGAAUCCUUGUAUCUCUUGAUGAAUCAAAAUAAAUAGUGAUCUAAAAAUUAACUUAUUCACCUACUGAUAUUGAGAUUGCAUUAUAAUUUGGGAAAUUAUUAAAUGGUUAAUUCUUUAUAAGUAAUAUAAUUGGUAAUUGUCUUAUGAAAGAGGAGGAGGAUUUCAUUCGUAUUUAUUUGAUAAAGAGCGAAAUAUUAGAAGGAUUUUUCAAUUCAGAAUGUUUAAAAGCAGCCCCACUUAAUUUGCAUUUAUUAGUUCAAUAGAAUGAUAUUUGGUCUCUUAGUGAAUUGUUAUAUCAUACAUUUCUACCAUGUUAAUUGAUUUAAUAAAUGCUAAUUGAAUUUAAUUAGAUUACCUCUUGUAUUAUAUAUUAAUACUAUUAAUUUAUUCCUACAAAGGAAUUAGGAAUUUUUAUAUUCAAGAGAUCAAAUGGUUUUUAGCAUUUAAAUCUAGUAAUCUCUUUUUCUUCUAAGAUUGUUAAUAAUAAACUUUAAAUUCAUUUAAGAGAAGCUUCAUAAUAUUCAAUGCUUAUGGGAUUAUAAAAAAUGGAUAUCAAUAAAUUUUUUGAUGAUUUGAAAUUUUAAAGAUUUGAAGAAUUUGAAAGAAUAAAUGAUUUUUGGGAUUUUAUAUAGAGGUUUUUUAUAACUGCAUUAGCUUAUACUUUUUUUUAUGAGACAAAAUUCUUGUAAUUAUAAAUUUUUCAAAAGUUAAGACAUUAAUAAUUUUUUACAAAAGUAUUCAAUUAAAUAAUAUAAAACAUAUAAAGUUUUAAAUAAAAUAUGUCAAUUCAUUUAAGAAGAGAUCCUCAUUUAGAUCAGAAAUAACUUUAUUAACUUAUUCAGAAUUUAACAGAUAAAUAUUUACAUAUAUUUUUUAUAAGAUGUUAUGAUGAUGUGCCUAUCUUAUCAUAAUUGCUUAGAGAAUAUUAAGAAAAGAUUGAUGAAUAGAUUAAUAAAUUGAGAAGUAUCUCUAUUUCUUUUGAUCAUGAAAUCAAUGUUUUAAAUAAUAAACUAUAGAAUAUCUCAAUAGAAUUAAAUUAAAAUGAGACAUCAUCAUACUCUUUAAAGAUUCUAAGUUCAUAAUGUGGAUAAUUGGAAUACAAAAUUACUAAAUAAUAUAUUAUAAAAAAAUAAAUGGCUUAAGAAAAACAAUGGUAAAUUGGGGAUUUUCCUCAUUUAGAAAAAUUGAUAAUUUUGAAUCAUUUUUGA